Molecule: messenger RNA, 2213 nt
Organism: Amphimedon queenslandica
Lineage: Eukaryota; Metazoa; Porifera; Demospongiae; Haplosclerida; Niphatidae
Product: translation initiation factor eIF-2B subunit epsilon-like
Exons: 1
Coding region: 23-2098 (691 amino acids)
Biological process (GO): biosynthetic process
Cellular component (GO): eukaryotic translation initiation factor 2B complex
Molecular function (GO): guanyl-nucleotide exchange factor activity; translation initiation factor activity; translation initiation factor binding
Source: RefSeq, a predicted model, not a curated record
ACGUUUUGUGGAUAAGAAAAGAAUGAGUUCUAAAGUUGUAAAGAAAGGUGGGAAAAAGUGGAAUCCAGAAGAUGUAAUUCAAGCUGUCGUUAUAGCUGAUAGUUUUAACUUCAGAUUUCUCCCUCUGACAACUGAGAAACCCAGAGCUUUAUUACCUUUGGUGAAUCGCCCUCUCAUUGAUUACACCGUUGAAUUUCUCGCCGUAUCUGGUAUAGAAGAAGUGUUCAUCUACUGCUGUGCCCAUGCUGAUGCCAUAAAGAAGCACUUCAACCAGUCAAGGUGGAGCAAGCAGUCAUCCCCUAUUAAGCUCCACAUCAUAAUGUCAGAAAAUUGUCCAUCGGUUGGGGAUGCACUGCGUGACAUCGACUCUCAAGCUUGCAUAAAAUCUGAUUUUGUUUUAGUGUCAGGAGAUCUAGUGUCCAACAUGGAGUUACAGGAAGUCAUCAAGAAGCACAAGAAAUUACGCGAAACUGACAAAAUGACCGUUAUGACAAAUGUUUACAAGAAAGCAGCUCCUGGUCACAGAACGAGAAGCAAAGAAGAUGAUAUUCUAAUAGCGACAAGUUCAAGUUCAGGUAGAUUACUCUUCUGUGAAAAGCCAAUUGGCAAGAAAAAAAUAAGUGUUCCUACCGAUAUAUUUGAAGAGAAUGAAGAAAUAGAUAUUCACUACGAUGUUCUCGAUUGCCACAUAAGUGUUUGCUCUCCAAAUGUUCCUCAACUUUUUUCUGACAAUUUUGAUUAUCAAACACGAUAUCACUUUAUUCGUGGCAUUAUCGUAAAUGAGGAAGUAUUAGGAAAUUAUAUCUAUGCUCAUUUCAUUUCUGAUCAAUAUGCAGCCCGUGUUAGCAACCUUCAGACAUAUGAAGCUGUGAGCAAAGAUGUCAUGUAUAGAUGGGUAUAUCCUUUGGUACCUGACAAUAGUAUUCUGGAGCCUUACUCAUAUGGUCGACACAACCUCUAUCUCAGUAGCGGUAUAUCUCUUGCGUUUGAUUGUGUGCUAGAAGAAGAUGUUGUUUUGGGGCCAGACACUACUGUUGGGGCUUCUACUGUUAUUUCUCAUUCUUCAAUUGGUCAGCGUUGCAAUAUUGGAAAAGGAGUGACGAUUAGUGGUUGCUAUAUAUGGGAUGAUGUCACAAUCGGUGACAGCUGUAAGCUUUCAAAUUCAAUCAUUGCAAGUAAUGUAGAAUUUAAAGAUGGUGUUAUUGUAGAGCCUGGUUGCAUAAUUUCGUUUAAUGUUGUUGUGGGACAAGACUUUCGUGUGGUCAGUGGUACUCGGUUAACGACCAGUAAGAAUUCUCUAUCCUUUGAUACUGACGACUGGGGGGAUGAGACAGAUCGUGACGCUGAACAAGCUUUGCCUAUUACAAUGCCAGAGUGUGUUGAUAGUGAUGUGGGUUGUGGUGGGAAGGGCUUUAAAUGGGACCCACCCCAACCAGACAGUGACGAUGAAUCUGGACGAUUUAUACAUGAGAAGUGGCAUCCUCAUAUAACAAGUGGUAAUAUAUCUCAAGAGUCGUCUAGUGACAGCAAUGGCACCCGUUCGCCAUCCCCACUACCUCUAACAACUGAAUUAGAUGAUGCUGAGGAUUCUUUUUAUGCCGAGACAUUAGAUUGUGUACGUUCAGGUGUAACCGACUCAGUGAAGCCAGAGAAUACAAUUCUAAUGAUCAAUGCAUCUAAGCAUGCCUAUAACAUUCCUAUUCAAGAAGUACCUCUUAAUGUCAUGAAAGCUCUCUUAGAAGGUCCAAGUGAAAGUACAGAAGGAAAAAAACCAGUUCUAAUCGAGUACAUUAUCAAGAGCCUUCGUUAUCAUAAGACCCUCUUACUUCACUAUGUCAAGGGCAAUGAUCUUCAAGCUAGUGUUUUGAAUCUUGUCACUAGUAGUGCUAUGAAAGAAUAUGCAAUAAGGCCCAUUUUUGCGAAAAUCGUGCUGGAAUUAUAUAACCUUGAUGUUCUUGAUGAGAGCACAAUACUAAGCUGGCAUAGUCAGUUCAAAGGAACUCGAGCAUCAAAAGAGCAGCAGGAAAUCCUUAAGUCUGUCGCACCUGUCAUAGAGUGGUUGGAGAAUGCUGAAGAAGAGAGUGAGGAAGAGAACUAGUAAUAAUUAUCAAUAAAUUAUUGUUGUUAUUAAUAUCAUCAUAAAUGGUAAAUUAAUAAUUUUGUCUUCCAUGAGUAUUAAAUAAUAACAUUAUUGCAACACAAUGAACAUGAAA